Linum tenue is the source of this 3081-nucleotide messenger RNA. The record is from the annotation of a GenBank genome assembly. NCBI's taxonomy places the organism in Eukaryota, Viridiplantae, Streptophyta, Magnoliopsida, Malpighiales, Linaceae.
GGAUUACGAAGGGACUCUUCAUCAGUUUCACGCCAAAAGCGGCUUACUGGUACGCUUCGGAGAGUAUGCGUCUGUCUAGAGCUCCUUAAAUACCUACCGUCUUUCUUUCUUCUCUCCUUCGUCUCUUUGCGAUCGGCGAGUGUGUGAACAAAUUUGCAUAGGGUUUUGUUUCCCGUUUAACUCUCUGAUCGUGCGCGGCUCACCGGAACGCGUAGCUUCUCAGUAGCUCUGCACCUAUGGAGUCAACUCUCGUGAUCAAGGUUCGAUAUGCUGACACAUUGAGGCGGUUCAAUGCUGUUAUUAAGGAGGAUGGACAGCUGGCCCUCAACUUGGAUGGUCUAAGGGCUAAGGUCAUUACUCUUUUUAGCUUCCCUCCUGAUGCAGUGAUUGGACUUACCUACGUUGAUGAAGACGGGGAUGUUGUGACCCUCGUUGAUGACUCUGAUCUGCAAGAUGUCACCAGGCAAAACCUCAAGUUCUUGAGGGUGGAUGUCAAUCUCAGGACUGAAAAAGGUGCUUCUUCUUAUGCUGCAUCUAGUGGAAGCUCUACACCCUCCAGAUCUCUUGAAACCCAGAAGCCAUCCCCAACUAACCUUGGCUCCAGUGUUGCUGAUGUGCUCAAGACUCUGCAACCUGCUCUGUCUGCUCUACCACCAUCGGUGGCUGAUGCUGUUUCAAAAAUUUCUUCUGAUUUAGCUUCAAAAGCUGCUUCUUCUGGUGCCCAGUUUAAAAUCGAUGUGAAGGAAGUGUCGAAAUCAGCCCAGCAACCUCUGUAUGAAGCACUCUCCAAGAUUUCUCUGGACCUGGCUUCUAGUGCCGGUUCUUCUGCUCCUGUGCUGACUGAUCUUGUUGACAACUUGUCAAAGAUUGGGCUCUCCUACAUUAGUACUCCGCAGGAGCCUCAGGCUGCAGUGGCUAAUGCGAUCCCUCAAACCAAGGAUGCAGGUACUCCAACUGUACAAUCUGCGAUUCCAUGUGCUUCUGGUGAUGGUAGCCUGCCAGAAGAUUUGGCUGGAUACAGUGCCGACACUCAUGGUGUGCCAAGGUCAUCAAAUCCUGUUUCUUCUGCUCAUGUUGAUUUGAAUCUGGACCCUCCUAGUGAUUCCUCUUCAUUAGUAGAGAAUUCUGCACAAAACAAGGCAGCUGAGAAGGAAAUGAAAGAACGGAGUGCUGGGGUUCAGGGUCCUACAGUGAAUCAUGGGGGCAGUUCCUGCCCAUUUAGUGGGGCGGAGCUGUUUGACAGCUCUUAUACACUGCCUCCUCCUUUGCCUACCCAUUUCAAGCCAUCUAAACCGUUUAAGAGGAGCCAUAGCCGCAAGGAUGGCAUGGUUGGGUUGUUCCACCGAGGUGUUCAAUGUGAUGGCUGUGGGAUACAUCCCAUUGCAGGACCCCGUUAUAAAUCAAUGGUAAAGGAAAAUUAUGACUUGUGCUACUUGUGCUUUGCUCAAAUGGGUAACGAAACUGACUAUGUCAAGAUGGAUAAGCCCGUGACUUAUCGACAUUCACGGUCUUUCAGAGGCUCGAAUUGUCCUGCUUCCUCUUGGAUGUUCCCUGUAUCCACAUUCAAGUCUAUACCGAAACAAGGUGUAUCUGUGCAGCCUAGGUUGGACAGUCGCUUUAUUUUAGAUGUGAAUGUUGUUGAUGGUACUGUACUCGCUCCAUCCACUCCAUUUAAAAAAAUCUGGCGACUGCGCAACAAUGGUAAUCUUGUGUGGCCCAUGGGUACUCGGCUUGUGUGGAUUGGAGGAGACAGAUUCAGUCAAACCGAUUCAUCUGUGCUAGAGAUUCCUACAAAUGGUCUUCCCGUUGAUGCAGAACUUGAUGUUGCUAUUGAUUUUACCUCUCCUGUAUUGCCUGGUCGAUACAUCUCAUACUGGAGAAUGGUUUCACCUGCUGGCACAAAAUUCGGUCAGCGCAUCUGGGUUCUUAUCAAUGUUGAUGCUUCCCUGAGUGUUGCUUCUGGCGCAAGUCUCCAGGGCUUGAACCUCAAUCUACCUCCUGUUUCUGUUGAUGCCUCUGAGUCCCCUGCAGCCACAGUAGAUGCGACAAGCAAGCCUUCUGGUUCAGCCUUACCUUCAGAGGUGCUGGUGACGGACAUGUUUGAUCAACAGGCUAAUUCAGAGCAGGAGAAGAAUUUCCCGGUUAAUGAUGCCUUGUUUGUUGGGAAUCGCCCCUCAGCCCCGCAGGUCAAUUCGACCAGCUCUUAUCUGCCCUAUCCUAUGAUAGACCUGUAUGAUUCAGCAGCCGGCCCUUCUUCUAGCAUCAACAACCCAAGUGCCCCUGCCGCAAUUGGAACGAACAAGCCAACUGCUGAACAAGAGGGCACGAAGGUGGAAGAUUAUGUUGAAGAGAGCCUUCUGAAGGAAUUGGAGGAAAUGGGGUUCAAACAGGUGGAUCUGAACAAGGAGAUCCUGCGGAUGAAUGAGUAUGACCUGGAUCGGUCGCUGGAUGAUCUCUGUGGUGUUGGCGAGUGGGACCCGAUCCUUGAGGAGCUGAAAGAGAUGGGUUUCUGCGACAAUGAAACGAACAAAAAGCUGUUGAAGAAGAACAAUGGGAGCAUCAAGCGUGUUGUGAUAGACCUCCUCACUGGUGAGAAGUCCUAGUCGGGUGGAGAAGAACUGUGUUUAGAAUAUUUUCUAUGAAAUAUAAGCAUAUAAAUAAGUGGGGGAUCUUUUGUUGUUUUGGAACAUGUUGGGUAGCUCUUCGGUUCUUGUUGCGGCUGGUCUUUGCUAGCUCUAGAACCUUUUCGGUACUAUAGUUGUGAGAACUUUCUUGUUAGGAAUAAAUGGCUCUGGAGUCUGGACUUCUGUUCCGUUGCUAAUUGCUAUGUUUACAGAUAUGUAUGAAUGGUGCUUUUUGGUCCAAUGCUUGUUGAAAUCGUAGCUGGCCUGGACGAACCUAUUGGCAGCUGGGAGUUCCAAUCCAGGCAUCAGGAACGGACGAUUGCUUCUCCUGGACGAACCAAAAGGAAAGCAUAAAUCUAAUGCAUGAUUACAUUUAUAAGAUGCAUUUCCAUGAUCUUUACCAAAGUAAAACAGAGUGGUGGAUGUGUAAGGCAAUGAAUGCCUUGUUUGAUCACCG